ACUGCGGCUAGCAGAGCAAUUGCACAGUGCAGCAAGUCACACUUCCACCUCUACCAAAUUUGUUGCCCAUCCCCAUUCUCUAAGUGAUACAACGACGUUAUUAUGAACGCGAGACGAGUUCCUCCGCCAGGAGCGCCUCCAUCUUAUGCAUUCGUGAACCGCGUCUAUGGCAGAAGUCUGCGUCCCGUUGUUCUUGCAUUCGCGGUAAUGGGGGCCAUAUGGUCUUUAGCAUGGGUUGUUGCAUCUUUCAAAGAGCUACAAGUCGACCAAAACGGCGCCUAUCCUAAACUCGCCCCACUAGCUAUAGCUCAAGGCGUCCUCUAUUGCGUUUGUCUCGCGAUAGAGAUAUUUGGCAUUUACAGCUCGUUGACUCAACGUGCCUGGAUGGUUAGGAUGUAUGCGUUUUUGAGCGGUAUUGCGGGUCUUCUCGUCGUUGGUGUCGGCCUCAUGCGCUGCAUCACUCAUUUCACUUACAAGGGUGAACUCAUAGAUGAAUGCAUAAGUAUCUCAGUGAAUGGAGAAGUGGAUAGUGCAUUCGGAAUAUGGGCCUCCAACCCUACGCCGAUGAGCAGCGCCGACGCCACGUCUUAUUGCAAUGACGAAUGGAACCGUGAUUCAUGGAGUGAGAUCGUGUCUACUAUCUUCGAGAUCAUUGCUUGCCUAUUGUUCACAUCUACCGCUUUUGCGUAUUACCGUCAAGUGGUUGAUCCUAUGAGCCCUGCUAAUGCCUUGAGGGCACCGUCGAACCAGGCGCGGUUGGACCUUUUCCCACCGCACUAUAACCGACCUUAUGAUCCCGAAUACCAACCAGCCUAUGCUCCACCGCUUGGACCCCCACCUUCAGACGCCAAGCCUCCCGAUUACACCUACGCGGGCGGAGAGUAUGGACAUGGGCUUGAGAAGGAUGAUAAGAAGGAAGACGACCCUUUUUCAGACUACGAAGGACCUAGCGUACCCCGACCGCUACACUUUGCCGAGGACCGAGGAUAGGGAUGCGACGAAUCUUUCAUGGAUCUGUUUGUGGGACAUUUUUCUGAUAUCUUAAAAUAUCACGUUGUAUGCUCCAGAUUCCUAUGUAAUACCACUCGACCACUCGAGGGGCAUUGACUGUGCCUCUUCUUGCACGACAUCGCAC
Molecule: messenger RNA, 1135 nt
Organism: Suillus subaureus
Lineage: Eukaryota; Fungi; Basidiomycota; Agaricomycetes; Boletales; Suillaceae
Exons: 11
Coding region: 103-990 (295 amino acids)
Source: RefSeq, a predicted model, not a curated record